Molecule: messenger RNA, 2912 nt
Organism: Pyricularia oryzae 70-15
Lineage: Eukaryota; Fungi; Ascomycota; Sordariomycetes; Magnaporthales; Pyriculariaceae
Exons: 5
Coding region: 926-2398 (490 amino acids)
Biological process (GO): microautophagy; polyphosphate metabolic process; vacuolar transport
Cellular component (GO): vacuolar transporter chaperone complex; fungal-type vacuole membrane
Source: RefSeq, a predicted model, not a curated record
GAGCGGGUUAAAAGGCAAACGGACACUUAUUAUAUCGAGUCGACUUGGCACAAUCGGGUCUCCUUCGGGGUUUGCGUCUACGUGGAAGAACUAACAAUACUAUAAGAUCAAAACUUUGUUCGGAUUCCCGCACCCGAGAAGUCCGUAGGUUCGUGGGUGUCUUUGUCCUUCAACCAGCAGAGGAGGCCUCAACACUGUUUCCCUUGCCAAAGACAUUGGAUCAUCUUCUUGUCCUCCACUUCAACUUAUUUGUGGUCGAUGCGCUGCCAUGAUUCAAUUCUACCAGUAACAGAAUCAACGCCAAGUCAUACAAUACUACGCAGUGCCACAAAGCGACCCAACAAUCCAGGGCAGCAAACUUCAAAGUGAUUCAUUCAUGUUUUGCGCUGCUCGGUUUUACAACAGACAGACACGGAAGCUAAACGUUUCCUAAGCCUUAUCGGAUCGCACUACCUCGGGUAGACCGCCAAUCUAUAUCUUUCCGACUGGUCUUUUUCUAACUUAUCUACAAUCUAACCUACCACUUAAAGCAUCCAAGGCUUGUUUUUUUUAUUUUGUCUCAAGAGACAGACAGGGUCCUUCUUUUGGCACUCAGACAACCACUCCCCUCAUUUAAGAACCCAGCAAGCCCAACCCGUUGCCGAGAGAAGUCAAGCGCCUAACCAGUGGAGGACUGGGCACCUCAAGCCACGCCGUUUCUUGUUCCCAGUCAAAUCGCUUAAAAAGUUUCGUCAUUGCGCCUCCCACGUUGUCAGGCCGCACCUUGGCUUUUGGGUGGAAGAUCCCCGCACCAUCACCUAUAGAAGUAAGGAAAGAGAGAAAAAAAAAAAAACCCUUAAAUAAACAAAAGUCGAAACGCGCCGGCUUUGCGAAAUCAGCUCGCGCACAAGCAAUUGGCGCAGCUGUGCUCAUCAAUUGAGCAAUCAUGAAGUACGGCGAGUUGUUCGAGACCGAGUCUGUACCAGAAUGGAGCCUUCAUAACAUCGACUACAACAGCCUCAAACAUUUUGUAAAAGCCCGUACGACCAAGGGCCAGGCAACAGCGAUCGCCAUACCGGGUCACCAGGACGCCGCCCUCAGGAAAUUUGAGGAUGAGUUCUACACCGAGCUGUGCCACCAGCAUGCGCGCGUUGGUCUUUUCGUGACUAGCAAAGCAGAUGAGCUCUCGCGCCGGUUACAGCACCUCUCCGAUUGUAUACACGACACUCUGCUAAGAUGCGCGCAGAGGCAAAUUUCACCCAGGCGACAGCGGAGGCUUGCAAGAUACGCACAGCAGGCAUCCCAAUGUGGUGAAGAGAUCCAUGACCUGGAGCGAUUCGUCAACGCCCAGGUUGUCGCCUUUCGCAAGAUUCUCAAAAAGUAUAAGAAAUGGACUGGUUCGCAAACCCUAGGACCCCGAUUCAGGGAUUCCAUCCUUUCGGACCCAAAAAGCUUCACGAACCGCGAUUUUCAUCAGUUACAGGUCCAAUACGACGACCUUUCCUCCGAACUAUUAGCCGUGACACCCCAGACUCCUUUGAGGCCCGACUCUCCGCCAUCGGUUGACGAAGCGCCGACUCCGGCCAGACCAUCCAGCGUCCAGUUUCAAGAAGAGUCUCUGGACCACCACCGAAAACCGCGGGAGGAGCCCGUAGUUAGCUAUUGGAACGAGUACGACAACGGCAGCGAGGCUGGGGAGGACGAAGGAUACACAAUAUACGUCGACCCGGACGAGGAAACAUAUCUUCAUAUUCCAGGUCUCUCGAGCAUAUUGCACGUUCUCUCAAUGCCUGUAGAAAAGGCAAAGUCGAUGUUGAGCCUCAAGGUCGUCAAUGGCGAGCGACAGCCACUUCUCCCGAACCACAUGGGAAACGUGGCCGCUCUCCAGCCAGACGCCUGCCAUGCGGGCCAAACAUCAUACGGCACUCACGGCCGCUCCGAUACUGCCAACGGGCGCGACUUCUCACCCAUGAACACCCACGCCAUGUCGGACGGAUACAGCGCCGAGGACGAGCAGAACCUGGACCAAAUCAGCGACGACGAGUUUCCUCGAGGCUACGAUGCUCGGUUCGCCGCGCUGCCGUCGAUCAACGAGCAGCGCAUCGCCAGGUACCGGGAUCGUGUUCUCUUUUGGGGUUCCGUGGCGGCCAACGUCGCGGCUGUGGUCCUCCUCGGGGUCGCGAGCCUGCUCAUCAUGACAGGCAAGCACCGGCUGAGAGUCGAGGUCGACGCGGGCGUCAUCGUCGGCGUCAUGGCCAGCCUGGCGGCCGCAUGUGCAGCGCUGGGCAUGACGCUUGCGAGGAACCAGGACACCAUCAGCUGGAUUAACUGUCUGGUCGUCUAUCUCACUUUUACUGUCAUUUGCAUCCUGAACGGGAUGCUGCUCGUACUCGUUAUGGGCAACACGGUGAUGGUGUAAAUGAAUCGUGGAGAGGAGGAGCUAAACGAAUUCGAGUCGAGCGAUAAUGAAGCGCGAAAGAGAACCACCACGGGGUGUCUUGUAAUUAUUCCAAGAUUACGCAGCGGGAGCCUUUGACAAGCGGAACCACAGGAUGGCGGAUGGAGAACCAUACUCAUUGGUUGAGUACAGCGCCGAGGAGGAACGAUGUGGCACGGCUAUACAUGUCUGUGUGGCUAAUAUCGCUGGUCUCGGAAUGGUAUGAUGAAGAUGAGCAAAGGCCGUGCGGUCAUGGGUGUCUUGAUACCUCGGGAGUGUGGGGGUACAGGUAUAAGCCCAGCGAUUCAGGGGCUUGAUUGCGUCACCCCAGCGACAUGGCCAAGAUGGGCGUUAAGAGAAUGGCGGUUAUUUUUAUACUUACAGAGCCAACUGGUGUGUGUGUGUGUCACUAGUAGAUAGUCACAGCUAAAUAUAUACCCUUUCCUUUUUUUUUUAUACAUAUACAUAAUGACUGCAUCAGGCAGUUGGAUACUUG